This is a messenger RNA of Drosophila ficusphila, 500 nucleotides long. RefSeq names its product vitelline membrane protein Vm34Ca (gene Vm34Ca). The transcript has a single exon. Lineage: Eukaryota; Metazoa; Arthropoda; Insecta; Diptera; Drosophilidae. The record is from RefSeq and is a predicted model, not a curated record. The coding region runs from base 50 to 409 and encodes 119 amino acids.
CAUCGCAGUCUGCUACCAACCAGUCUAAGAAACCACCAAAGCAAUCAACAUGAAGUGCAUCGCCAUCGUUUCCACCAUCUGCCUGCUGGCUGCUUUCGUUGUCGCCGACAAGGACGAUAAGAUGCUCGGCUCCUCCUAUGGAGGUGGCUAUGGCAAGCCCGCCGCUGCACCCGCUCCAUCCUACGCCGCCCCGGCUCCCGCUGCUCCGGCCUACGCCGCCCCGGCUGCUCCAUCCUACGCCGCCGCUCCCGUCUCGAUCCCGGCUCCUCCCUGCCCCAAGAACUACCUGUUCAGCUGCCAGCCCAACCUGGCCCCAGUUCCCUGCAGCGCCCCAGCUCCCAGCUACGGAUCCGCCGGUGCCUACUCGCAGUACGCCCCCGUCUACGCUCCCCAGCCCCUCCAGUGGUAGGCUGACCAAUAGACGCCACUGACCCCAAGGAUCGACCACUCAAUGCAAAAAAAAAAAAAUCAAUAAAAAAAAUAUUUAUGUUCAAACGUAA